CGGCCGAGCGCAGCGCCAGAGGCCGCCGCGAGAGACAGCCGCAGCAAAAGCCUCUGCUCUGCUCCUUCACCAGUUCACCUGACCUCUCCUCCAUUGCCGCCACUGCUCUCCCGACCUCCUCGCCGCCGCCUCAGGGCCUCAGCAUAGCACGGCGCAGAAGCCAAGCAACAGCAGGAGGAGGAAGAAGAAGAUGGAGGUGGAGGCGAUGCUGGAGGACGACGUGUUCUUCGCCGAGCUCAGCAAGCGGAUAUCGCUGCUCAUCACCGACGACGACGACGGCGCCGACUUCGCCGCCGCCGCGCAGUUCAUCCCCGCCGCCGCGCCCCUCCCGGGGUUCACGUCGCUCGCCCAUGUGCAGCCGCGGCAGCAGCAGGGGGGAGGCGCGUCCUCGCUGCUGGCGCCACCACCCUACACGUUGUACCACCACGGCGCCAGCUACGGCGGGGACAGCGCCGCCAGGGCGGUGGCGGCGGCGUGGCAGCAGCAGCAGUGCGGCAGCAAGGGCACCGGCGUGUUCAUCCCGCGGUCCACGCCGGGGGCCGCGCACCCCAAGAAGAAGGGCAAGAACAGGGGCAGCGCCGCCGCCAAGGCCGCGCGGGCCGGAGCGGCGAACGCCCUCGCCGCCGGCGCGCCCGCCAAGAAACGCGUCUGAUCUGAACUUCUCAUGAAUCAAACAGGAAAAGGAAAAAAAAGCACAACUAACUCAGAUGCAGUGCAACGACGACAGCAACAGUGCUGAAACUGAAACGAAGUGCCCAGCGGGAUCAGCAGGAUUAGUUAAUCUGUUUAAUUAAUUAUUAAUUAAUUUAAGGUAUUAUUACUGCCGCUAUUCUUAUAUGGAAAAUAAUAAGCCAUGGUUUACUCCCCUACCGGGUCCAAAAUGUAUAAUGUGAGCCCUAGGUAGGGGAGGGAACAUGGGUUGGGGGCGCCACCGCACAAAUAAUCCGUGUGUAUAGUGAGUGGCUGGUGGCGCCGUAGUUUUUUUCUCUUGGCUCGGUCAUUUAUUAAUUAUUCUUUUUUAUUUCUUUCUUCCGCCCAUUUUUGUAAGAUGAUGAAGAAAUGAAUUCGAUUGGUGUACUAGUGCUAGUGUAAGAGAAUGGAAAUGUCAAUGUGCAAGUGAUUGGUGCUA
Setaria italica (foxtail millet) is the source of this 1129-nucleotide messenger RNA. RefSeq lists its product as uncharacterized. The record is from RefSeq and is a predicted model, not a curated record. Lineage: Eukaryota; Viridiplantae; Streptophyta; Magnoliopsida; Poales; Poaceae. Bases 191 to 652 code for a protein of 153 amino acids. The transcript has 2 exons.